CCAGCAGUCCAACAUUAACAACGAAUUACGAGUAGUGCUGUAGCAGCGUCUCCUUUUUUUCGGUUCGUGCCAAGUUUACUACAUUUAGUCUCAGUUGGUGACAUUGCUGAGUAUUCGUUCGUUACCAUGUCGGCACUUCCUCCCAAUCUCGACUUUGCGGCGACCGAGGUCGAAAUUUGCGCAAAAUGGAAACAGGAAAGCACGUUUCAAACCCAGGACAAGCUCAGUUUGGACCGCGGUGAUGAGGAAUUUACGUUUUACGACGGACCUCCGUUCGCCACGGGUCUACCCCAUUACGGCCACAUUCUGGCCGGUACCAUCAAAGACACGGUCACGCGGUACGCCGCCAUGUCGGGCAAGCACGUUUCCCGCCGGGCCGGAUGGGACUGUCACGGACUGCCCGUCGAGUACGAGAUUGACCAAAAACUCAACAUUACCCACCGCGAUCAAGUUUUGGAAAUGGGCAUUGACAAGUACAACGCCACGUGCCGAUCAAUCGUCACGCGAUACACGGCGGAAUGGGAAAGUACCGUCACCCGACUCGGUCGCUGGAUUGAUUUCGAAAACGAUUACAAGACCAUGGAUCCGUCCUUUAUGGAAAGCGUUUGGUGGGUCUUUCGCCAAUUGUUCGAUAAGAAUCUCGUUUACCAAGGGUACAAGGUCAUGCCCUACUCAACGGCCUGUACAACCCCGCUCAGUAACUUUGAAGCUGGUUUGAACUACAAGGACGUCAAAGAUCCGGCCGUGGUGGUGAGCUUCCCCAUACUGGGCGAACCACAGGAAGUCUCCUUCGUCGCGUGGACCACCACCCCCUGGACCUUGCCGUCCAACUUGGCGCUCUGCGUCAACCCCGCCAUGGAAUACGUACAAAUCCUCGACAAGGCGACCAACCACAGCUUUAUUCUCGCCAAAAGUAGACUGGCGCAACUGUACCCCAUCAUGAACAACAAGAAAAAGUGGAAGCCCGAAAAAGCCGCCGAGUUGUACGAACUCCAAGCGACAAUGCCGGGUACGGCGCUGGUCGGGAAACGCUACCAGCCGCUUUUUGACUUUUUCCAGGGAGAGCCGGGAUCGGAAAACUACUGGCAGGUCGUGUCGGACUCCUACGUGACGGACGAUGCCGGUACCGGCGUGGUCCACCAGGCACCGGCCUUUGGAGAAGACGAUUACCGUGUCUGUCUCGCCCACGGCAUUAUCGCCAAGGGAGGCGAAGUUCCCUGCCCGGUCGAUGCCGACGGCAACUUUGUCGAUCUGAUUGCACCCGUCAAGGGCAUGCACGUCAAGGCUGCCGACGAGAUUCUUAUUCAGCUCGUCAAGGACAGUGGCCGUCUGGUACAGAAGGAUGUCUUGCUGCAUUCGUAUCCCUUUUGUUGGCGUUCGGAUACCCCCUUGAUCUACAAGGCGGUACCCUCGUGGUUCGUCAAGGUGGAAGAGAUCCGCGACCGCAUCGUGGAGAACAACAAGCAAACACACUGGGUGCCCAAAGAGGUUAAGGAAGGACGUUUCCACAACUGGUUGUCCGACGCCCGUGAUUGGGCCGUGUCGCGGAAUCGGUUCUGGGGAACACCCAUACCUAUUUGGGCCAACGACGACCUCUCCGAAGUAGUUUGUAUUGGCAGUGUUGAUGAGUUGGCGGAACUAUCCGGUGUUCGGGUGGAAGAUCUCCACCGCGAAACGGUGGAUCAGAUCACCAUCCCGUCCCAGAAGACCCCGGGCGGCGUCCUGCGUCGCGUCGACGAGGUGUUUGAUUGCUGGUUCGAAUCGGGAUCCAUGCCGUACGCACAGAGCCACUACCCAUUCGAAAAUAAGGAGGGAUGGGAAAAGGGGUUUCCUGCGGAUUUCAUUGCGGAAGGCUUGGAUCAAACGCGAGGUUGGUUCUACACAUUGAUGGUCUUGUCCACGGCUUUGUUCGACAAGCCCGCGUUCAAAAACAAUAUCGUUAAUGGUAUGGUGUUGGCAUCCGACGGCCAGAAAAUGUCCAAGCGCAAAAAGAACUAUCCCGACCCGAACAUUGUAAUCAGCAAAUACGGUGCGGAUGCCCUCCGUAUGUAUCUGGUCAACUCCCCUGUGGUACGUGCUGAGUCGCUCAAGUUCAAGGAAGAAGGCGUCCUGGGAGUCGUCAAGGAGGUCUUUCUUCCGCUCUACAAUGCCUUCCGCUUCUUUUUACAAAAUAUUGAACGGUGGGAACUUGAAGGCAGCAGCAAAUUCGUGCCCGAUCUUGACAAGGUUCGCCAGACGGCGAACCCCACCGAUAUUUGGAUUCAGGCCGAGACUCAGGGUCUUAUUAAAUUCGUUCACGAAGAAAUGGGCGCGUACCGACUGUACACCGUCAUGCCCGCUCUGGUAUCGUUUGGCACACAGUUAACUAACUGGUACGUGCGUUUGAAUCGGGAUCGUCUCAAAGGAGCCGAAGGAGAAGGUCAGGAAGCCGAUAUCGAGGCUGAAACUGGUCUGCAGGUCCUCUACGAUGUACUUCUGAACGUGUCCAUGAUUAUGGCUCCUUUCACCCCGUUUAUUACCGAGUUCUUUUAUCAACAUUUGAGAAAAUUCCAGCCUUCCUAUCUAGACGCUACCAACGGAGGGGGCACCUCGAAUCCGCCGAUGCCUGGAAAGAGUGACUCGGUCCACUUCUUGCGACUUCCUACUUAUGAUGAAACUCGGUUGAACAAACAGGUCGUGGAAGCCAUGGAAGCUUUGCAGAGUGUGGUAGAACAAGGGAGAAACGCUCGGGAAAAACGGAACAUUAAUCUACGCACCCCCAUUAAAACUAUUGUUGCCAUUCUUCGGAAUCCAGCAGAUUACGUUGUUGCUGGCAUCACUGGCCCGCUAAAGCGAUACAUCUUAAGCGAACUUAACGUCUGGGAUUUCAAGGUUGUCCCGGCAGAGGAAGAACAUGAUUGGGUGACUCUAGCUUUAACACCUGAUUUCAAAGUUCUCGGCAAAAAGCUUGGUAGCAAGAUGAAAGCUGUGUCUGCAGCGGUCAAGGGCUUGUCACAUGAACAAGCUGUAAAAUGCCUCGAAGACGGAAAACUCGAGAUUGAAAGAGUCGCAUUGGAUACUGCAACAGAACUCGUUUCAAAACUCACAUUUUCUCGCGAGGGAGAACAUUGGGAAGCCACGGAAAAGCCGGACGGAUCUUUGGUGGUUGCGAUCGACUGCACACAGGAUGAAGCAAUUUUGUCGGCGGGAAGGUCGCGGGAGCUGAUGAAUGCUAUUCAGCAGCUUCGAAAGAAUGCCGGCCUCGAUCUCAAGGAUGUUGUUGAGACUUUCUUUCGUGAAGAGGAAGGUGUGACACUCGUGGAAGAAACGGUAGCUCGUAACGUUCCACUUUUCGAAGCAAAAUUCAAAGGUGCCGUUCCUCUGCCUUACCGUUUUGUGCCCAAGUGGGCGGUGGUCUUAAAGAACGAGACAGUGGACGUGGGAGGGACGAAAGUUGAUGUGUUUAUUUUCAGACCGGCAGUAGCUGUUAAGGAAUCUCUGGGUCCUUCAGUUGAGAGCGUGCUCUCAACACUGGAGCCCUCUAGUCUGCCGAAAGGUGGAAAGUUUAGCUUUUCCCUCGACGGAGUCUCAACAACGUUGACCGAAGGAACUGACUUCUGGCUGUCUACAACGGAUAAGGUCCGAUAUACCAAAGUCUUGGCUUGGUUGAAAGUAUCAUAGUCGUCUCUAAGCUUAGCAAUAGUACUUUUGAGUUAUACAAGUUGGCGGCUUUUCACGUAUCGCCAGAGCUAACAGUGGAAUAAAAGCGCUUGACUGACUCACUAAGCCGUCGCAGACUCUCGGCAUUCCCUUCUCUUUCCCUCAGUAACCGAUCGAUUGCCUCGGCCCUACGAUUCUCUGAUCGUUCUAGAGCAACAGCGAGCGACAUGACGUGUGACCGAAGACUACCAACGUCAUUGGAGUGGCCUUGUGAGUUUGAUGCUUCCAACGAUUCUGCAGCGCCAUUUCGCUGGGCCACCUUUGUUUGCCUCAAGUGCUUGUUCAGAUGAUCAACUUCUUCUUCCUUGGUUACCAGGCGCGCUCUGGUUGACUCGAGAGCACUCUCAAGUGACUCAACCUGAUGCCUCAGGUUCUCCAUUUCGGACUCGUGUAUAGAGCCUUCGAAUUCGCGCAGGUGCAACGAUUCAGCUGUUGCAAGAGAUUCCAAAUGCGUCUGUUGAAAAAUCUCUAGCUUGGCCUGGCUGGCUUGGAGCUCAAACUCAAGGCUGGACACAUUUUCCUUGUAGGACUCAAUCUUUUGCUCCGUUACGGAACGCUCCAGAAGCAGAUCGUUCAACCUCUGUUCGUAGCCCUCAACUGUUGCUGAUAAUUCAAGCGGUAAUGUCGAUUCAAUACCAUGUUCAGAGGGCUGCUCAAUUGCUCUAUUUGAGGCUUUGGCGGUGUCGAGUUGCUCACGUGACAACUCAAGUUCUUUUCUGGUGUUUUGAAGCAUCUCUUCCAAUUCCUCUACACGCUUAUAGUGCUCGAUACAUGCACGCUCUCUGGUCAAAAGUUUCUGUUUUACACCUUCAAAUUCACUGGUGAAAGAUGCUCUGUCAGUAUCAAACUGCACUCCCAGCUCGUGAAGUUCUUCGUUCUUUGAGAUCAAUUCUUGAUAUACUCUCUGAUAUUCUUCAUCUUGUUGAGUAGAGCGAAUUCGAAGUUCCUCAGCUUCCUUUCGGUUUUGAACGAAAUCUUUUAGUUGUUCCUUAAGACUUACAAUUUCGGAAGACUGAGCCAUUGUCGCGUUCCGGAGCUCAUUGCAUUCAGUCUGAAGCUGCGUACUAGAAGAAGAUUUCUCCUGACCAGAGUAAGACGCAAUCAAGUCUUCGUGUGCCACCUCAAGCUCCCGAAUUCGGGACACUAACUCUCUGCGCUCUUCACCGGCCUCCGCUAUACUGAUUUCCAAGAAAUCCCGCGCUCUCGACAACUCAACAUUACUUUUCAGCAGCUCUUGGUGCUUUUCCUGCAUUGUAACCAUUUUUGAUGAUACCACAUUGUCCGAUCCUUUGAGAAUCUCAAUUUCCUCUUGUAGCAGUUGCACUUGUUCGUCGCCCUCAUCCAGCUUCUCCUUCAACAACCCAAACUGCACAAGCAUCUCUUCGUUCUCUUCAGCAAGAAGGUCCCGUUCUUUGCUGACUUCUUUCAAAUUCGAUUGAUUAACUUGGAGCUCAUGCUCGAUAGAGUUCAAUGCCCCUAGCUUAUCCGAAAGUAAACUGUUCUUUUCUUGAAGACGCUCCAGAUCCUGCGACAAGCGAUUUGACGUUUCCAAGGCUUGCCCUUCGGCUUCCAGAAUUGCAGCUUUGGAUCGAUCUUCGACUUUUUGAAGUUCACUCGACAAUGUGACGUUAUGUUGAUCCAAGGCAUCACACUUCAGCCGAAGGCUGGACAAUUCCUUAUUUUGUCGAGACAUCGCUUCCUCCCAUUGCCUCUUUGAAUCUUCGAAAAAUAUCUUUGCCUCGAUCGCCGCUCUCUUCAUGUCCUCCUUUUCCGAAUUAAGAGCUUCUUUCUGGCUGACGGCGUUCUGGGCAAGAUUCUGCGCUUUCGCAAGCUCGGCUUUCACCUUGCUGAUCGUUUUGGCAUCGCGCAAACUCUGGGCAGAAUCUUCCAAAAGCUGCCGCUCGGCAUUCGACAACUUCAACAAUGCUUCUUGAAGAGAGUGCUCAGAUUCUUCUAGCUUGGUAGCAAGCGUCGUUAGCUCGUUGUGUAGCUGCUGAUUUUUAUGAGUGGCUUCAGCUGUUUCAGCCUUUUGAGCAGCUGCCAUGGUGUUCAUAUUUUCGAUCUGAGAUUCCAAAGACGCCGAGAGUGCUUGAGAUGCAAGUAGUUCUUUGCUGUAAUCCUCUUUCUCCUGGCGAAGAAUUUCAAUUGCAUUCAAUUUUUCAACUACAGCGACCUUCUCUGCCGCCAGCGCCUCCUUCGCGCGCUCGACCUCGAUCUUUAGGGCCUCUGUUUCAUGACUUUUUCUCUCAUCUGAGUCUUCCUUCUCCAAUCCACAAGUAUCAACCAAACCUUGCAGAGAAGCUAGAGCUUCCUUGCUUUCAAUGAGUGACUCCUGAAGUAAGUCUCUCUCUCUUGCCACAGAUAGAAGCUCGCUAGCCAACGAGUCAGACUCAUUCGCCAGAGAGCGAUAUCGGGAGAGGUCCGCCAGAGCUGUACGCUUUUCGUCGGACAAACCAGUUA
This is a messenger RNA of Phaeodactylum tricornutum CCAP 1055/1, 6159 nucleotides long. RefSeq lists its product with no specific name. The record is from RefSeq and is a predicted model, not a curated record. Bases 127 to 3660 code for a protein of 1177 amino acids. Gene Ontology annotation, biological process: isoleucyl-tRNA aminoacylation. Gene Ontology annotation, molecular function: aminoacyl-tRNA deacylase activity; ATP binding; isoleucine-tRNA ligase activity. Lineage: Eukaryota; Bacillariophyta; Bacillariophyceae; Surirellales; Neidiaceae. The transcript has 2 exons.